Penicillium pulvis is the source of this 1266-nucleotide messenger RNA. RefSeq lists its product as uncharacterized. Bases 1 to 1266 code for a protein of 421 amino acids. NCBI's taxonomy places the organism in Eukaryota, Fungi, Ascomycota, Eurotiomycetes, Eurotiales, Aspergillaceae. The transcript has a single exon. The record is from RefSeq and is a predicted model, not a curated record.
AUGGCUCCUCCCCCCGCCAACUCCCCCGAACGCGUCGCAACCAUCAUGCUAUCAUGGCACUCUCUCGAACUCGUCUCGUGCAGCACCCUACAGACAUUAUGGGCAGGGUAUGGACGUAUAUGUGCCAUCAAUGCCCGCGCAACGACCGAAAACGCAGCUCGGAAACUCGACAAGCUUUGCGGGCUGGACUCAGGCGUCGCAGGGACCAUAUACCCGCUCGUCCUGAAGCUCAUAUCACCCCCAAGGAAUAACGCCAGAAAUGGGGAUGAAGGACAUCUGCGGAAAAUGCUGAGCUACGAGGUGGAGCAAUAUUUCUACACUGAUGUGGUACCGCUGCUGGGUGACAAUGUUGGCGUUGCCAAGUGCCUUGCCUCGACGCGUGGCAUGCAUGACGACCGUGAGGGCGAAAAGGAACUUGGAGGUCUGAUGGCUACUAUUAUGGUUGAUCUGCGCCCGAAGUUUCCCGUCGCUGGGGGAAAGAGGAGCGCUUUGAAUCGCACACAAGUACAGGGGGCACUAGACUGGCUUGCGGGAUUCCACGGCCGCUCGUUGGGGUUGAAGCCGGAUACCCUUGAUAAAUAUCUCUUGCCACCCCUUGAGGAAUUCAAUAGAAGACAGAGCCUAGAAAAGGCUGGGAGUAGCUUAUGGCUCAAUGGAGGAUAUACAUAUCUUGCGACACGACGUACAGAGUACGCUUCCCUGGUCGAUGACGACUCGGAGUGGUCAGAAGCACUGUGCAGCACUUUCGAAGGCACCUCAUUGUCCGUAGCCGAAACGGCUGCACUUUUCUUAAAACCGUGUGGAAGGCCGUUUGAGUCUUAUAUUCAUGGCGAUGUCAAGUCGGAGAAUCUUUUCACGACUACUAACGGAAAGGACGUGGCGUUCUUUGAUUUCCAAUACGUCGGACUUGGCCUUGGGGUGUGCGACCUUGCCAAGCUUUUCACGUGCUCGGUCCCUUUACAUAUACUUAUUGAUGGGCAUGAACCUUUACCCAAUAAACUGACCAUGCGUGAAGGAGAAAGGCAGCUGCUGGAGCGGUACCGCGCCUGUCUCCUCCAAAACAAGACUGCUGACCCGUAUGAAUGGGAAACGUUCAAGCGACACUGGGAAACGGCCCUGGUUGACUGGUGUAGAUUCCAGGCGUCUUGGGGCUUCUGGGGAAACACUGAGUGGCUUGAGGCCCGCGUGAGAUCAAUCCUGAGCGACCGGAAGUGGAGAGACUGGCUUCAUGAAAAUACCAGCGGUCGAAACUGUCAACCGAAGUAG